This is a messenger RNA of Trifolium pratense (red clover), 1778 nucleotides long. Its product is annotated as U-box domain-containing protein 3-like. NCBI's taxonomy places the organism in Eukaryota, Viridiplantae, Streptophyta, Magnoliopsida, Fabales, Fabaceae. Gene Ontology annotation, molecular function: protein binding. The record is from RefSeq and is a predicted model, not a curated record. The coding region runs from base 157 to 1653 and encodes 498 amino acids. The transcript is spliced from 2 exons.
CCUCCAAAAGUGUGACACACACUCACACUCAAAGUCUUACACAGUUGACAAGUAUCACCAGGAGGGAACGAAUACCCAGAAAAAAUAAAAAAAUAAAAAUUAUCGUUUCUUCUUUUUCUCUCCGAUGUUCUUCAUUGCAAUGUAGUUCAUCGGAGAAUGGCUAAGUGUCAACGGAGCAACGCUGAUUCAAUAGUUCUCGAUCACCGCCACAAUGCCAAAAACACCACCGCUGGUAACUUCCGCCUAUCUGCUUUAUUCCGCCGCAUCAUUUUCGACGCCCUAAGCUGCGGCGGAACUUCACGGCACCGACAUCACCACCGCAACGAGUCCGUUUGCUCCGCCUCCACCGUAUCUUCGGCAAGCUUUGCCGCCGGUAGUCAUAAAGAAAAGCAACAAGUAAGAGAAGAGAAACAAGAGAAGCUAUCGGAUAUUCUGAACAUACAGGUGCAUGAAAUUGAAGCGGAAUCUAAGAAGGAAGAGAUAUUGACGGAGCUGAAACAAGUGGUGAAGGAAUUGCGUGAAGAGGAUUCGACGAAACGGCGAAUCGCGGCGGCUAGAGUAAGAUCACUGGCGAAAGAUGAUUCAGAAGCGAGAGGCACACUCGCAAUGCUUGGAGCAAUUUCUCCACUCGUUGGAAUGCUCGAUUCACAAGAUCUUCAUUCUCAGAUCGAUUCUCUCUAUGCAUUGCUCAAUCUCGGAAUCGGCAACGAUGCAAAUAAAGCAGCGAUUGUGAAAAUUGGUGCUGUUCACAAGAUGCUAAAGAUCGUUGAAUCGUCGUGUGUUGUUGAUUCGUCGGUUUCUGAGGCAAUCGUUGCGAAUUUCCUUGGAUUAAGUGCUUUGGAUUUGAACAAACCAAUAAUUGGAUCUUCUGGUGCAAUACCCUUUCUAGUUAGGACCCUUCAAAAUUUAGAUAAUAGUAGUAAAGGUAGUUCCCAAGUUAAGCAAGAUGCUUUUCGGGCUCUUUACAAUCUUUCGAUCAAUCAGGCGAACAUUUCAUUUGUUUUGGAAACUGAUUUGGUAUUGUUUCUGAUAAAUUCGAUAGAAGAUAUGGAAGUGAGUGAGAGAGUUCUUUCGAUUCUGAGCAAUUUGGUGUCGAGUCCGGAAGGUAGAAAAGCUAUAAGUGCUGUUAGGGAUGCGAUCACAAUUUUGGUUGAUGUGUUGAAUUGGACAGAUUCACCUAAAUGUCAAGAGAAGGCUUCAUACAUUUUGAUGAUUAUGGCACACAAAGCUUAUGCUGAUAGGCAGGCCAUGAUCGAGGCAGGGAUUGUAUCGUCAUUGCUUGAGUUGACGCUUGUGGGUACUGCUUUGGCACAGAAAAGGGCGUCAAGGAUAUUGGAAUGUUUUAGGGUAUACAAAGGGAAGCAGGUUUCUGGUAGCUGUGAUGGUGGGAACUUGGGUUUAACUGUCUCUGCGCCAAUUUGUUCCUCGUCGUCUUCUUUUGUGAAGUCAGAUGGAGGUGGUAAAGAGUAUAUAGUGGACGAAGCGAACAUCAUGAGUGAUGAAAAGAAAGCAGUGAAGCAACUAGUUCAGCAGAGUUUGCAGAACAACAUGAUGAAAAUUGUCAAGAGGGCUAACUUGAAGCAAGAUUUCGUUCCUUCAGAGCGUUUCUCUUCGCUCACUUCAAGUUCAACAUCAAAGAGCCUGCCAUUUUGAAGAAUCGUAGCUGAUGAAGAGGAAAGUUAAGUAUAUGAACCAUAAGUUAGCCUCCACAGCAUAAUUACUAGUACUAAUGUAAUAAUGGUUAUAUCUUAAUGAAAUCUCAGUAGAUUAUUGUACAA